This is a messenger RNA of Pangasianodon hypophthalmus (striped catfish), 4611 nucleotides long. Its product is annotated as adhesion G protein-coupled receptor E1. Gene Ontology annotation, cellular component: membrane. Lineage: Eukaryota; Metazoa; Chordata; Actinopteri; Siluriformes; Pangasiidae. The transcript is spliced from 20 exons. The coding region runs from base 264 to 2771 and encodes 835 amino acids. Gene Ontology annotation, molecular function: G protein-coupled receptor activity; calcium ion binding. Gene Ontology annotation, biological process: cell surface receptor signaling pathway; adenylate cyclase-activating G protein-coupled receptor signaling pathway. The record is from RefSeq and is a predicted model, not a curated record.
ACAGUGAGUGUAUUUCGAGCACUUCCUGAAUUCUCUCAUCGUCUAUGAGAGAUGAAAAGUUUAUAAUAGAUAAUAUCGUGGAUGACUUCUGUACGUAUUUCAAAGCUUUUACUUUUAUGGCUGUGAGACUCACAGCAUCACAUCACCCUUGUAGAGUUACCCCACCUCCAGAGGGGCAGGACUCAGACGGCUUUCACUGCUUAUCUAAAACGGAGUGUUCCUACAACAGUGGCAGGGUCUCAGUAGAGAGAUAGAAGGACACCAUGAGCUGCCUGUAUCUCCUGCUUUUGGGUUUUCUGUUAGUCGUACAGAACAACGCGACUCCUGCUAUAACAUGUGGUAAAGGAUAUGGAGUCUUACAAGGCAAAUGUGUAGAUGACAACGAGUGUGAUGGUGAAAACCCAAUAUGUGGUGAAAAUGCAGUUUGCUACAACACUAAUGGUAGCUACUACUGUCAGUGUGUAACGGGGUACCAGACGAAUUCAAAGACUGUUAAUUUCACUCUGGAUGAAAGUGGAGAAUGUGAAGACAUCAAUGAGUGUUUGGACAACAACACCAUCUGUGGUCCUAAUGCUAACUGCAAAAACACCCCUGGCUCAUAUGAUUGCACGUGUAAUCUGGGUUUUGUGGCCAGCAAUAGAGAGAAGAAGUUUAAUGCAAGUCAAAAGGUUACAUGCAAUGACAUCAAUGAGUGUUUGGAAAACAACAUCAUCUGUGGUCCUAAUGCUACCUGCGAAAACACCCCUGGCUCAUAUGAUUGCACGUGUAAUCUGGGUUUUGUGGCCAGCAAUAGAGAGAAGAAGUUUAAUGCAAGUCAAAAUGUUACAUGCAAUGACAUCAAUGAGUGUUUGGAAAACAACAUCAUCUGUGGUCCUAAUGCUACCUGCGAAAACACCCCUGGCUCAUAUGAUUGCACGUGUAAUCUGGGUUUUGUGGCCAGCAAUAGAGAGAAGAAGUUUAAUGCAAGUCAAAAGGUUACAUGCAAUGACAUCAACGAAUGUUUGGACAACAGCAUCACCUGUGGUCCUAAUGCUUACUGCUAUAAUACAAGUGGCUCCUAUUUCUGCAUGUGCCAAUCAGGUUUUGUGGCCAGCAAUAGAGAGGAGAAGUUUCAAGCAAACCAAAAAGUUAAAUGCAAUGCACUGGAAUGUAACAGACUUGACAGUGGAAGCCUAUCUGAGCAGAUCCCUGUGGCACUGAAGCAGAUUCUGAUAGAGUUGAAAAGCACAUGUAUGCAAAAGGGAGUGACUGGAGGGGAAAUGUUACAGAUUCUCCUCGAGGCAUUAGAAGGCUUUCUUUCAAAAAAGCCUUUAACAGAUACCAAGAUCGUUACAGCACUGUUUGAAGUGGUUGAAAAAACACUGCCACUGGUAGGACAGCUGCUGGACCAGAGCAGUAUCAGCAAAUCAUUUCCUAGCACACGAGUCGAGAUGUUGGUGCAGAGAAGACCGACCGCCCCACACGGUCCAUUUUCUUUGUCUAGCAACGAUGUGCAAGUCAACAGCCACUGGGAAACAGCAGUGGGAAAUUCAUACAAGGGAUUUGCCUCUGCGUCCCUGUUCCAGUACGAGAGUCUGGAAAUUCCACACGUCAACAGCUACAUCAGCAGUACAAAAAUCUCCGCAGAUCAAUUCAAGCUCAACUCAAAAGUAGUGACGAUAGCAGUCACAAACCCAAACACUACUCGUCUGGAGAAACCAAUCACACUUAACUUCUCUCACCUUCAGGAAGCAGAGAGGAACAUAACCUGUGUGUUCUGGGACUCGGCACUGGAAGGUGGUGCGUGGUCUACUCGAGGCUGCAGUGUGGUCCAGUCCAGCACCAAUCACACUGUCUGCUCAUGCUCACACCUCAGUAGCUUCGCUGUGCUAAUGGCGCUCUAUGAGCUGGAGAAUGUGUUUGAACUUCAGCUGAUCACCUGGAUUGGACUCUCCCUGUCUCUAAUCUGCCUCUUAAUCUGCAUACUGACCUUCUGGCUUGUCCGCUCCAUCCAAAGCACCCGCACCACCAUCCACCUGCACCUCUGCAUCAGCCUCUUCAUUGCCGACCUCAUCUUCCUCAUCGGCAUCAGCCAAACGGAGAACAAGGUGGGAUGUGCGGUGGUGGCGGGUCUGCUGCACUUCUUCUUCCUCGCUGUGUUCUGCUGGAUGUGUCUGGAGGGCGUGCAGCUUUUCCGCAUGGUGGUGCUGGUGUUCAACACCACUCUGAGUCGAGGCUACCUGAUGGCUGCCGGUUACGGAGUCCCCGCCCUCAUUGUUAUCAUAUCAGCCAGUGUCAAUUACAGAGGAUACGGCACGUCACGCUACUGCUGGCUCAAUCUGGAAAACGGUUUCGUCUGGAGCUUCUUCGGCCCUGUUUGUGUCAUAAUUGUUGUAAAUGCAGUCUUCUUUCUGAUAACGGUAUCGAAGCUGGCACAGAAAUUCAACUCUCUCAACCCUGACUUAAGCAGCCUGAGAAAAAUCAAGACAUUCACAAUCACUGCCAUUGCUCAACUGUGUGUGCUCGGCACCAUGUGGAUCUUCGGCUGUUUUCAGUUUGAUGAAGGAACGUUGGUCAUGUCCUACCUCUUCACAAUCUUCAACAGCUUGCAGGGGGUGCUGGUGUUCAUCAUGCACUGUCUGCUCUCCAAACAGGUGAGAGAUGAGUAUGUCCGAUUCCUGACAUGUGUGACUACACGACAGAAGAGGUCAUACUCCGAGUUCAGCACAAACCAGUCCAGCAAAUCCCAGGUGUCCAAAAGCAUUCAGAGCACAGGAGAGUCGAGGAUCUGAAUCACACACACCUCCGGCAAUGCUUUACAAAUGCCGACGUGACCUUGUCUGCGUCCUCGCUGAUAUUUCUGUGAUGAUGCUCACAUUCAGCAUAAGCUCAUCUGUUGAAUUAGCUGCUUUCUGAUUCUGCUGUUGUGUGUUGUUGUUGUUGUUGUUGUUGUUGCUGUUAUUUUGUGACACCAAAGACCUUGAACAUACAAAUCCAAAUUGAGUUUCAGGUUAGCAGAUCUCAAGUCUAAUUAAUCUCAGGCUCAAUUUCUAGUGCAAGUCCAAAAACAAUAAUCUGCUACUCAAGUCAACGUCCUGCUCUGGUUCUGGCUUCAUUAAUGAAGUGCAGUAGGCUGUAGAAGCAUACUUUAUGUGAUGUUGUUCAGUAUGUAAGGAAUAAAACACAAAAUAAUCAACAAAGCAGUGGUGUAAUGAAGAGGAGUUACUGUUACCACUCACAGUUGAUUAUUUUCCUAUAACAGUAAGGUAAAGUGUUUUAUUCCUCUAAUAAAACAGCACUUUGUCAAUGACUACAAUAUUUUAUUUAUUAAAGAAUAACACGUCAUCAUUUUUAAUCCAUUUAAUGUUGAGGAACAUCCACAAAACAAGUUAGUAAGCAGCUAUAAACAGUCAUCCCUUGCCAGUCUCACCUUUUUUUCUCUCUUAAUAAGAGAGAAAAAAGUUAUAAGACAAAAAAAUAAUAGUAAUCUGUCCUGAAGACUUUCCUAUAGCAAAAAACUUAGUUACAGUUUUACCUCUGAGGAUUACAAAGCACUAACACUGGAGACUCCUUCCAAAAACGUUAAAUAAACGUCUCCUCACAGAAAAAUUCUCCAUAUCAACAAUGAUACGUUUUCCCUUCAUUAAAUGGCAUUUUUUAAAAAUCUGUUUAUUUAAAUUUAAGUUACACGGAGCGUCUGCCGUACAAGUCCCUGUGUACGGUGUUACCAAAGAAAUGUAAUGUAAUCAACACCUUCUGACCAAUCAGAAUCGAGAAUUCGAUGCGAAUGCACUAUGGUAUAAAGAUGAAAUACUUAUUUACAGAGCGUAGCUAUGAAAAGUUACUUGAUCGCAGAUACGUGUCUAAAAUUGAUCAGUACACUGAUUGUGUGUGUUGCAGGAAGGACUCGGACAGUCUAUAAUUAAAAUAUAUCAAAUAAGGGUUGACCUCAUAUGAUCUUUAAUGAGAUACAUUAAAGAAAAACACCUUUCUAUUCUCAGAGAGCACGUCACUAAUGAACCUCAGUAGCAGUGACUUAACCACUUCUAAGCUGAAUCAGUGUUGUUUUAUCGUAAAAGCAACAGAUUAAAGAGUUAAAAUGUUUAAGGGAACAUAUUAUUGUGUUUCAGGCUUAAUUUCAAAGGGUAGAUGCAGGCCAUGCUGAAAACCCCUUUUUAUGUAUUUAAAAGUGGGUGUAUUUUUUUAAUAUGAUGUACACAAUUUAAAAUGAAUUUUAAAUAAUUUUAUUGUAAUAUUUAAUGCUGAGCUUUAAUUAUUUGAAAGCUACUUUGGUAUACUUUUUAUGCAAUAUUGUUAGAAUGAAUGCUAACAAUAUGUACUUCUGAGAUAUAAAACAGAUCUGUGCCUUUGUUUCGAGGAUUUAUUUUGUUUUGUCAUUAAAAUAUUCAGUCUAAAUAUUGUUGUAAUGCAAAUGACUAUCUGGUGUUACGGUGCUGUGAGACACCGCUGUGGUGUUUAUGGCACUUUUUUUUGCGAGAGGAAUGAAAAUGUAUGUGCUGAUGGUAGCUUCAGAUGUAAUGUAAAGACAUGAAUAUAGCUGCAUUUGUCAGGUACAUUUUUGUCAAUACUGCUCUCCUUCAAACAAAAAUAAAUAAUACACAUUUUAAAAAA